UGAUUUUAUGAAAACAUAUCAGUCUUACAAGCCAAAUACAAAUUAAGCACUAUGCCUAUAACAAUAUCCAAUAGACUAAUAAAGAAAAAGUUAUGGAGAAUUUUAGGUUUUUUUUCAUGUAUCAUAGGACUCAUUUCAUAUGCAUUCAGCUCUUCUUUCAAUCAUCUUUUUGGAGAGUGGAACUUCUUCAAAAUCGUUAUUUACACGGCGGUAAGUUUCAUUAUCAGUAGCAUGAUGUUAUUAAUGAAAAGAUUGAAACUUUCAAGGAGAUUCUUGAUGAAAGCUCAUUUGGGUGUUCUUGUUUUGUUGCUAACAUCGUUGUACUCUUUCGUAUCUGAUAAUAAAAAUUUGAAUGGGAAACCGGACCUAUUGAGUCUGAUUUCGUGUGCAGCCUUUGCUUUAAUGUCUUUUUGCUUAUCAAGACAUAUUGAUCUUGGUUUUGAAUCCGAUCUCCUCAAUUUCUUCCUUGGAAUUUUUACUCUUCAAUUGAUGAAAGUCAAUUUGAUGCUAUCUAUUGUUGCUGCAAUCUUCUGUUAUUCACUUAUGGUUCUUCGUUCUAAUUGGGAUUCUUGCCGCAAAAUUAGAAGUUCGAGAGUGGAAAAUGGUAGCGAUCAUCGUGAUGUGGCCAUAGAAAUUGAUGUUUUGGAUAAUGGUAGCCAACAGAACCAGUCUUUAAGAUGGUUCGAUCAUAAGGAUAGGUAUAGUUGGAAAAAAUAUGAAGAGAAAUCAGCGAAAGGAAAUGAAAACCAGAGAAGCUAUUAUAAAUGUUCAUGGCCUAAUUGUAUGGUGAAGAAAAAAGUUGAGAGAAGAAUUGAUGGAGAUAUAAUUGAGACACUAUGCAAAGGUAUGCAUAAUCAUCGCUUGCCUACGACAAUAAUGAAGAGGAGUUCAUCAUCUGAAUAUCUUUAUGCACUUUUGCCUUCAGAGACUGGCCCCAUUGACUUAACAAAUCAAUCAUUUAGCAGAGAUCAAUUGGAUUUUGAUGCUGAGCAUGAAAGUUUCUUCCUAUCAAUAUGAAAUGUUGGUAAUCCAAACAGUUCGAUGGUGCCCUCAGUCGCAAACCCAUUGGUUCUGUUACAAACAGUAUCCCCUAUAUAACUGAAACUCGGACCAGCAAUGACCAAAAACAGUAUUAUCUUCAUGAACUGUAAAGUUAGAUAUCUGCAGGUAAAACAUAAAAGAUCAACUUCGAAACCAAAGCUGACACUCCAUCGACAAACCAAGUGACAUGAUACUGAAAGCAGCGCCCGAAACCAAACUGUAUAGAUCUGUGAUACGAACGCAAGUAUUGAUGAAGACCCCGUAGAGGAAGUGGAAAUCCCAAUUGCAGAUAUAAAUGAAAGUCAAAUUUUCACUAAAACCAGCUUGGAUGGAAGACUUUCUGUGGGAAUCAGAGAAUAUUCUAGAUAGUUUAUCUUUUUCUGUUAUGACAUUUCCUACUUUUAUGCAAGUUUGUUACUACUGUUUACCUUAUAUAAUAAUAUCAACCAAUUGAAGGAAGUUGGUUUGAAGGUGCAGGUUUUGAUGGAUCUAACGCCAUGGAUUGGUUUUUCAUAUUGAAGCGACUUCCAUGCCACAUCAGAACAGAACUCACUCCGUUUCACUGUGAAACGUUUGAGGGGUCAAAGACUCGCUCAAACAAAUGAGAGAGACACCACAGAUUCAACAAAAACCUUAAGGUGAUAGGUGUAUGAGUUCUCUCGCUUAUAAAGCUCAACCUUUACUUUUCUAAGCAAUGUGGAACUUAGAACUCACACUUGUUUCUCCACAUAACUCACACUUGUUUCUCAACACUCCCUCCAACAAUUACAACUCUAUUACAUCGUUUCAAUUUUAUUUUUUUGGCUCCAACCGAAUUUCCACCCACCAAUUUGUAGUAGACCAUCAAAUUCAUCUUAUUGAGGGAUCAAAACAGGUGAAUAUUCGGUUAUAUGUUAGAUAUAGGUAUGAUAAUCCUGGAUAUCUUCAAGAAUCGUGUUCGUUCACUUUCCGAACAAAGUAUUUCGACCCUAUUCUUGUCUGGGUUCACGAAAUCUUUGCGGGGAUAAUUCUCGAAGAACAAUCUGUUUCUGACAAUGGAGAACAGAUCAGAAUGUAGAGGAAGUAUGUUUUUCGUAUUCGAAACCGAGGCCAAAUGACUCCUUAUAUAGGAGAUCAACAAUAGAAACCGAAAUGACACACCUGUUCGGUAAAAACAGUUAUGUUGGUUGGGAAACGACACACCUGUUCGGUAAAACGGUUAUGUCGGUUGAAAAAGGAUGCAACUAUUCAAACGAAAAUUUCGUUCGGGGCGCUGCCCUACACCCCGCCCGCUGACCUGGCAGCGGGACCCCAGCCAGGGGCGCUGCCCCUUGGACCCCGACGGGGCGCUGCCCCGCACCCCGCCAGGGGCUCCGCCCCUUGGAACCCCGUUUCUAUUAU
Molecule: messenger RNA, 2421 nt
Organism: Vicia villosa (hairy vetch)
Lineage: Eukaryota; Viridiplantae; Streptophyta; Magnoliopsida; Fabales; Fabaceae
Product: probable WRKY transcription factor 61
Exons: 1
Coding region: 52-1017 (321 amino acids)
Biological process (GO): regulation of DNA-templated transcription
Molecular function (GO): sequence-specific DNA binding; DNA-binding transcription factor activity
Source: RefSeq, a predicted model, not a curated record